CCAAAAUCCAAACAGCAAUUUCGAAUUAAAGUGGGGCAGCUUUUCAAGAAUUUUUUUUUUCUUCCUGUUUUAGUUCACAUUUUGCUGGUGAGAGUGAAGCUGCAUAAUUCCAUGCAACGAUGUUCAAUUGCAUCAGAAAUUGCUUUAGCAAUAGCAUUAGAGAUAACGUCAAGGGUUGUAGGAUUGUACAACUACUGUGGUCCGACACAUUAAUGCGACGGGCAUUUUUUGUUUUACAACCAUUUUUGACGGAUGUUUGGAAACUAAGCUUCACUCAUGCCGCCGCAAUCGUCAACAUAUGGGAAGGAACAAGCCUCAUGCUACCCGCCGUCUUUCAGCUCCUCGCCGACAAGUAUCUCGGAAAUUUUAAGGUGGUCGUCAUCUCUACCGUCUCCUCUACUCUGGGUAUCGUUUUUGUUACAAUGUCGUUGCCACCGGUUCUGGGCAUGGGUCCAUGCAAGGAAUACAAUGAAACAUGUGUAGGGAAUACGCAAAGAGGCCUAUUGUACCUCGGAGUGGCGUUAACGGCUAUCGGACGAGGCGGGCUGACCGUGAGUGUGCCUUGUUUGCACGAUGAACAGACCAGCCAGGGGGGACAAUUUAAAUUGUGUGGUCUUGUGCAAAAGCAUGGCUCGACAGCACAGAACCUUUGCGUAUACGCAAUUGGACUUGUUAUAAUUUCACUGAUAUCGUCGUGGACUUUCCGGUUUGGGUUUCCGGCAAUCUUCGCCGCCUUUGUAACCGUUACCUUUUUGGGCGGAUGGUCGUCUUACACAAAAACCGGUCCCAAGGACGAAGGGAGUUUGCUCUCUACACUCUUCAAAGCGUUCACCCCUUGCAGAAAUCAUCAAGAAAACGAAGGUGGUCGCAAGGAGUCCAGUUUUAUGCGGCACAUCACCGGCAUCUCAAUCAACUUCAUCAUCUUAGGCAUUGUCUCCGCGCUCGGAAACACCUUCUUCGUCUCCCAAGCGAACUAUAUGAAGCGCAAAUUCCUAUUUAUGACCAUUCCACUCGCCGUAUUCCAGCUGCCGAUGCUGAUCGCCCUAGCCGCCGCCCCGUGCAUAUGCGCGAUGUGUGCGUUCCUCCAAUGCGCGAACAAAUACUGCAACUUCUGCGUGCCAAGAUGCCUGCGCACGAUCCCAUCGAUCGUGGGCGUGGCGGUGGCCAUGGCGCACGCGAUACUCUGCUGCGUGGUAGCCGCGGCGGUGGUGAAGCGCAAGCAUGCCAUGUGGCUGGUGUUCCAGUUCUACUUGGUGGCGUGCGUGGAUGUGUUUUUUAGGAGCAGCAUCGAGGCGUACUACCACGCGCAGGCACCGAGCACGCUGAGAGACUACCACGAUGUGUACACGGAUUUCGUGACGGGGGUUGGGUAUUUUAGUAGUGUGGUUUUGGUGGCGAUUGUGGGAAGGGUGAGUGAGGGGGAGGGGAAGGGGAAGAAGAGUUGGUUUGGGGAGACGGUGGGUGAGAGCCGUUUGGAUCGGUAUUAUUGGCUGCUGGCGGUCUUGGGGACUUUGAGUUUGGCUGGAUUUUGGGUGAUGGUUCCGUUUUGCAUAGGCAGGGUUGACAAAUCGCCCGCGAAUGACGAUAACGAUAGUAACAGACUUCGUCACCAAUCUUCUUGUUGCUUCGGGCGUUACUGA
Molecule: messenger RNA, 1640 nt
Organism: Salvia splendens (bonfire salvia)
Lineage: Eukaryota; Viridiplantae; Streptophyta; Magnoliopsida; Lamiales; Lamiaceae
Product: protein NRT1/ PTR FAMILY 5.11
Exons: 5
Coding region: 120-1640 (506 amino acids)
Source: RefSeq, a predicted model, not a curated record